AUGCCAAUCAAACGAAAAAUACGCAAUUUACCUAGUACAAAUGACGAAGUGUCCUUUUUUGAUCCGGUUUAUUCGAAUGAGAUCAUGCAAAUGAAUGAUGAUGAGAAUAAAAAUGAUUUAUUAGCUGACGGUAUACCACGAGGAAUAUUCGAACAGGAAAACAAGGAUGAAUUAAAUGAAACGUACGAUACGGACACAAUAACAAAUAACGAUGAUGACAAUCGAUUGUCAGAAACGGUUUCCGCAUCGAAAAUUGUUAAUCGUAUAAAACAAAUACAGCGUUCCAUCGAACAAGCCGAAGAAAUGCUGAUAUCAAUGGAUAAAUUCAAAGAUUUAGUUCCGGAUACUGAUGGGCAAUAUGAAAAGCUUCGUUCACUUAUUGUAAAUCUUCAAGAACAACAAGCGAGUUAUAUCAAUUUACUUAAUUUAAUUACGCUGACAACUGAAGAGCACUCGACAUCCGAUCGGCGAAUGCAAAUGAGUACGCAUGAUGAUAAUAAUGAUUUAUCACUACGACAUAAUGUUCAAUCGCAUGUAAAAAGUAAAAUAGGUGCUGGACCACAAACGAUGAGUUUAUCGGACAUCGAACAAAUCAAUCGUAAUGAUAAUUCGAAUUAUGAUUCACUUAUUGGAAGUCUUAAAAGUGAUACAGUCAAUUGGCAAGAUCAACAAGCUACUUCUGAUGACGAAGAAACCGAUAUUGAAAGCGAUAAGGAAAUGGAAAAAAAUUUACUGCUACAAAAAGAACAACUUCGUGCUUUACAGGGCCAAAAACGAGCAUUGAUUGCUCUUAAACGACGUUCAGAAAAACGUUUAAUUGAACAACAAGAAUUAUCCAGUAAAAAAAGCACAACUCCUAAAACAGCAAACGAAGAAAACAUGCUUCUGUCGGAUAUUAAUAAUAUACGUGAUCGCUUAAAAGUACUUCGAAGUCUUUACGAUGAAAAAUAUCAGCAUGAAAUUCAACAAUUAAAAAAUUCAUCCAACAAACCGCAAAGAGAAACAGAAGGUCGUUUGAAAGACCUCGAACAUGUUCGCGAACGACUAGAUGAAUUAGAACAAGUCGUAACGCAUUAUCGAGCCGAUUUAAACGAUGAAGAAACCUCUAGCCAGCUAGAUAACGUAUCUUAUUUAGAAACAUAUUUACAGCAUAGAUCUCAAACAAAUAAUAGUGAAGCUCAUCAGCAACUUGAUAAAACAUCAAAUGAAUUAGCUGCUAAAAGAUUAGAACUCGAACAAGCAAAAUUGGCAUUAUCUCAACUUCAACAAAUGGUCAAAACCAUUCAACCUGACGAAUUUUCAUCGUCUGCUAAUUCUACGCCCAUGAAGAAGAAAGCAUCGUCGAAAAAUAAUAGUUUUGAAUUUUCUACCAAUCCUGGCGUUUUUACUCCGGGCUCAUUGGAAAAAAUUCAAACUGAAACACCUAUUAUAAAUAAUAAAUCUUCUCUUUUAUCUCAUAUUCUUUCAUCUCAAACAGUUCCACAAUCUCUUCCGGCAACUUCUGUCGAUAGUAAAAUGUUAGCACAGCAUCGUGAAAUUGAACGCUUAAUCGAAUCUCGUCAACGUUUACAUUCAAUAAAAGAUCAAAUUGCUUCAUUACAACAAACUAUGACAACACCAACUAUUCAGAAAAAGACUGAUUUAACAAACGAACCAAAACUUGAUAAUGAUAGACUGAACGAUUCGAAAAAUAUUCGUCCAACAUAUAAAUCGUAUCGUCAACAAGGUUUGAAUCAAAGUGAUAAUAAUCUUGACUUAUAUCCUCUCGAUGACGAAUCAGAAACUGGCGAAGAAUCUGAUGAUGAUAAUAAUAAUAAUAAUAAUAAUAGAAAUUAUUCUUUUCAAUGUCAUAAAAAGCAAACGAAUUUUUGUGCCUCUGAAAAUGUCGCUGCAAAAAAUGAUCAAAAUUCCGAUGAAUUAAGCAAACAAAUGCGUGAAAUAUGCCGAUGUUUAUCAACAUUCAUUGAUGAACAAAAAACUUUCAAUCGGCAUAUAGAAGAACGUCUCACAACUGCAACAAAUUCAACGAUAGUGCCAAUUGUCAAUGCAAAUUUUAAUCAAAUGCAACAACAAAAUUUAACACAAAGUCUCGUUGUUAAUUUAAAUGCAGCCUAUCGCGAAAUAGCUGUUUUACAAUCGGAAAUCAAUGCACUUCAAUCGGAAAAUCUUCGUUUAACAUCAUCAUUAUCGUUUGACAAUCAAUAUCAUCAGAAUGUUCCUUCUUCAUAUUCAAGACAUAAUUCCAAGGAUUCAAUCUACAGUCUUGAUCGUAUUAAUCCAAGUAUUCGUCCAAGACCACGUUCAAAAUUCGAUGAACAAUCCAAACCACCACAACAACAACAACAAACUCGUCUUGUAACAACAAAUAGUUUAUUUGAAAAUUCAAAUAAAGCAUCAUUCAACAGGCAAAGUACCGGACUACCAACAGCGAUUCAAUUCGAAAAAAAUCAUCAAGAAACGAAGCCAAUUAAUCACGGAAAAAACGCGAAGCUCUCGAAUGACUGUGGGUCAUCGCCAAAAGCGAUAUAUCUACGUUCGAAACCAAUAUCUGCGAAUACUGACCUUUCAACUCAACGGGAUAAUUCAACAAACGAAAACACUUCAAAAUCCUUUAUAAUUCGUCGCCGGCCAAUAUCAACUGAUAAUGAUAACAAUGAAUUAUACAAUUAUAAACAAACUACAAGCAAUCAUUUUGAUAGUAACAAUGAACAAAAAUCAAAAAAUGAUUUUUCACUAAAUAUGUUUAAUCCGCAACCGUCCAGCUGUUUUACAUCGGCAACUCAAAAUUUGGAAAAUAUCGACACACAAACACUUGAUUUACAAGUUAAGUCAAUUAUGGUUCAAUUAAUUCCUUUCAUGCGAUUACGUAUAGAUGAAAUCUUCAAUCGAUCUACAUUAAAUCAUACUCGCGAGCGUAUUUUAUUUUUAUUUAAACAGCAACCGGAUUCAGCUGAAUUUAUACGUCAUUUUCAAAAUGAGUUUUCUGAAUUAAUUGAAAAAACAACUGAAAAAUAUAUUGGCUUAAGUAUUCGUGAAUGUGCUGCCGAUCUAAUUCGUGAUUUAUCAGAUGUUGCAUUUGAUGAAUUAGUCAAAUAUAAAAUCUACGAAACUAAAAGUAAUUUACAAACAAAAGUUCAUGUUGAACACAAUACGCAAUUAUCAAGCAAACAAGAAAAUAAAUUUGCAAAUUUGUAUGAUCCAUCUGCUGGAUAUCAGGAGCACAGCAACAAUCCCAAUUUGAUGAUGGAGAGAAUGAUGAAUAUCACAGUAAAAACAGUCCGACGUUUUCUAGUUCGAAUUGGUAGUGAUGAAGAAGAUAAUGAUGCUGAUCAAGAAGAAACUACUGAUAGUGAAUUAGAAACAGCUGUAUCUCGUCAAGGAACUUAUUUUGAUGAAAACGACAGUCCACUUCCGACUAAUUUGAAUUCCAAUGGGCACGAAUAUGUUCUGGUCAAUCGUUCCGAAAGUGCUAAUAUUAUGCCUGAAGAUGAAGAACCAAAAACAGAAGAUGAUGAGAAUGAAGAAAUCGAUACUUCAUAA
This is a messenger RNA of Rotaria socialis, 3540 nucleotides long. NCBI's taxonomy places the organism in Eukaryota, Metazoa, Rotifera, Eurotatoria, Philodinida, Philodinidae. The record is from the annotation of a GenBank genome assembly.